Etheostoma cragini (Arkansas darter) is the source of this 943-nucleotide messenger RNA. RefSeq names its product methyl CpG binding protein 2 (gene mecp2). The transcript has 2 exons. The record is from RefSeq and is a predicted model, not a curated record. Lineage: Eukaryota; Metazoa; Chordata; Actinopteri; Perciformes; Percidae. Gene Ontology annotation, cellular component: heterochromatin; nucleus. Gene Ontology annotation, biological process: negative regulation of transcription by RNA polymerase II. The annotation marks the transcript as partial. Gene Ontology annotation, molecular function: methyl-CpG binding; chromatin binding; double-stranded methylated DNA binding.
GUGUGUGUGUGUGUGUGUGUGUGUGUGUGUAGGCAGUGGAAAGAUGCAGCAGGCCACCGAGGGCGUGGCCAUGAAACGUGUGGUUGAGAAGACUCCGGGCAAACUGCUGGUCAAGAUGCCCUUUGGCAAGGCAGAGUCCUCCCCCGGCCCCGCCUCCACUAAGGUGGCGUCUCCUGUCCCCAAGUCCCGUCCCGGGAGAAAGAGGAAAUCCGAACAGGAACUCCCGGCCCCGCCUCAGACCACCCCUAAGAAACGGGGCAGGAAACCAGCCUCGGCCUCUGCAGCGUCACCGGUUGCCACGGCACCCACCUCCGCUCCAUCGACCUCCGGCGGCUCGACGGCCGCCAGCUACGCCGCGGCCGCCAUCUUGGCCGCCGAAGCCAAGCGGCGAGCGGCCAAGGAGUCGUCCGCCAAGCUGGUUGUCCAGGAAACCGCCCUGCCGAUCAAGAAACGCAAAACGAGAGAGACCGUGGAGGAGAGGGAGGUCGCUCCGACCCCGCCCGCCACGACAACCAAGACCGAAAGACGCGUGGCCGCGGAGGCGGAGCCGGGUAAGGCGAAGGAAGCUCCGACCUCGGAGCCUCAGCCCGCGCCGUCUGAGAAGAGCCAAUCACAGACCCAGAAGCAGCCGCCUGCUUCAGACGAGGGCCAACCGCACGGACACAAGGCGCACAAAGGCCGGAAGCACAAGGAGAAAUCGGGAAUAGCAGCCGGAGACGGACGAGGCCGAGGACAGGAAGUCGGGGAGGACGUCGGGGACAAGGGAGCAGAGGGAGGACGAAGUAGCAGCAGCAGCAGUAGUAGCAUUAGCCCGUCAAAAAGCCACAAAAGGAAGGAGCGGCCGCCUCACAAACACCACCACCACCACCACCACCACCGGCAUCAUCGCCACCAACAUUCCUCUGCCUCAGCAUUGGAUCCUCCUCUUCCUCCUCCUCCUCCU